This is a messenger RNA of Mesorhabditis spiculigera, 2487 nucleotides long. The record is from the annotation of a GenBank genome assembly. Lineage: Eukaryota; Metazoa; Nematoda; Chromadorea; Rhabditida; Rhabditidae.
AUGUUUUUUGGAUUUGUUUUCUGGACGGUUUUCCGCUCAUUCGUUGCCUUUCUCGCCCAUUUCAACUGGUUGGCUGCAUUCAAGAUCAAAUGUGUCUAUGAAAUUUAUAUGAUGAUCUAUGGCCUGGGGAAUGCCACGGAAUCUGAAGUGGAAUUGGGACGCAUCGAAACUGUCGAAAAGAAAGAGCUGAAGAAUCGAGCUCUCCGACGAAGCAUGAAACUUCAGGCAAAAGAAAAAGCCGAGCGACUAGCGACACUCGCUUCAGCAGCUUCCAAAACCGAAGAACCAGAGCUCUCUAGUGCUUCUAGCACCGAUAGUGAAGUAGAAGAACUAAUCAAGCAGGGCCUCGCAGAUCCAAACAAGAAAACCGGUUUUAAAGCUGCAAACCUACGACAGGUUGUGAGAACAAAAUAUCAAGAUUUGAAGAAUAAAGCUGAAGAUAUUUUACUACCAAAACAAGAAGGAGAGGAAGAAGAAAAUGAUUCUUCAACUGAGGGCCAUAAGAAGAAAAUUAAGAAGUGGGAUGCUAUUAAAGGGAUUUACAAGUGGGUGACGGCUCCCGAAGACGAGAAAAAGCUAGAGGAAGGACGUCCAUUGGUUGUUGAAGUUAAUGAUACACCUAGAACAUAUCCACUCUAUCCAAAUUACUCAAAUAUGUUUGACAUGACUGAAGAGAGGAGAUCGAAGCGACGCAACGAGUUCGAAGGGAGCUUGAAGCGAAGGCGGAGGAAGAGCGAAGGCAACUACACCGGUUUUGAAAAAAAUUAUAAAAUUAGACGCAAACUGUUGACCGAUGCGAUCGAUCUAUUGUUAAAUAUGCUACGUAUGGUGACUAUGUUCGCGCUGGUGACAUGGAACAUCCGGAAGCACAAUCCGAUUGGAGCUUUUAAGCAUUUGGAAAUUGAUUUUGACCCAGAACAAAACGACGAAGACAUAGACGCAUUACGGGAAGGGACCGUAUCCACCAGAUGGGUGAUUGCUUUGAGUAUCACCGUAUUUCUGGACGUCUUCAUGUCACUGAUUCAAUUCCUCAUCGCCUGCUAUCAACAGGCCCGUCUUUUCAAACGUAUGGGCCCCUGGUGGUCCCUCUUUUGGUUCUCCAUCCUAAUCUCGGUCUCUGGAUUCGUGAUGGUCUUCCCGAUGUUUAUGCUGCUGGGAAGUCUAGACGUUUCGUGGUGUAGGGUGGUGCCGCAUACCGAUAUGGCCUGCUGGAUGCCGCCUCAUUGGGUUGAUUUCCCACUGGACGACCCGAGAAUCAGCUGCAAUUGGUGGUUCAGCACGUUAGAGGGUGGAGAAAUCAACGACAUUCUAUCGAUCGUGGCCAACAUUGUCCUGAGGCAUUACCUAUUUCAAUACCGUGGUGCCGAACAGUACAACGAAUCGAUCUAUCGCUUGGCCUAUACGGUAUCGACCAUCACUUUCUACGGGACCUAUGGAUCGCUACUGUUAAUAACGUUGAAUCGGAUGACCUCGACGUUUAUGGGGCAUCAAAAACACGUGGACCGCUGGAGGGCCCUUGGACGGUACUGCUACAUCUUAGCCUUCCUCUUCGGGUUGCUCUGCACCAGCUACCAAAUCCCUGUCGCUCUCGACGUCUUCUACUUCAGCGAUGGGCGAGCCGACCCGAUCUCUCUAGCGCAACCCUAUGGAACUAUUGCGGCUAUUCAAUCGAUCGCCAUCUGCUUUGCCCUCACGCUCGUGUCAAUCGGGAUGAACUGGUGCAUGGCUACCGCAAUCUUCAUCUGUUGCCGUUUCUACCGUAGCAGCCUCAGCCUCCCCGCUCACACAGCCAUCACCUCUUUUUUCACGCUACUCAUGACAGCCCUUCAGAUUAACCGCUUCCUCUACUACAUCUUUGGCGACUACAAAACCGUCCGGCAACUCGACUGGCACUAUUUCUGGAUCAACGAUUUAGUCAUCGCCGCCAAUUUCUUCUCGUUGGCCCUCACCAACGACCCGACAAUGAGUUACGGGUUACUUUACGAGCUGCUGCCAUCGAUUGAAGCGUUUAUGUGUGCACUAAUGGCUAUUGUGGUCUAUCGGGUGGUGGUUAGUGAGAGAUACCAUUUGGCGACGGCGUUUUUCAAGAUAUUUGUUGCUAGAUGCGUAGGUGAUAUUAUUUCCGUCCUGCCGAACCUACUCUUAAGACAUUAUCUAUUAAUGCCAAGAGCUCCAGCACAGUUCGACGACAUCUUAUAUCGCACCGCACAUAUGCUUUCUUUCCUCUCAUUCUACAACCUGUACGCCUCGGUGUUCUUAGCGACGGUGAAUCGAUUCACAUCUAUCCAUGCUGCCACACAUAGACACGUAUUGUUUUGGCACGCUCUAAAGCGCUGGCCUUACGCCAUGGCACCAAUUUUUGCUGGAAUCUGCAUCCUGCCCAGACUUCCAGCCAAAUUCACGGUUGAACGUGUCGAGGAUUGGCAUAGCGACUGGAUCACUUAUACGGAGCCCUACGGGAUGGUAUCGUUUGCCGUACUUAUGCCU